Messenger RNA from Venustampulla echinocandica, 2070 nucleotides. RefSeq lists its product as uncharacterized. The transcript is spliced from 2 exons. The coding region runs from base 1 to 2070 and encodes 689 amino acids. Lineage: Eukaryota; Fungi; Ascomycota; Leotiomycetes; Helotiales; Pleuroascaceae. The record is from RefSeq and is a predicted model, not a curated record.
AUGGAGUCGGAUGGGGGGAAAAGGGAGCGAGGGAACAGCAACAGAUUCGCUACGACCAACGGCCGACCUAACCCUCCAAAUAAUGACGGCGGAAACAUCGCAAAUUCGCCAGGACGACCUGAGUCGCCAGAAAAUAAUGAUGGGGAGGCGAUGGAUAGUUCACAGGUGGACGAGUCCAGGCCGCAGGGCAUAGAUAUGCUGGGAGAUUCGCAGGAGCAGGUCUAUGGCAUCCAGAGCGAGAAGAACCAAGAAUUUGCGAACUGCCCGCCGCGGGACGAUUGCCUGUUCCAGUGCAAUUCGAAACCCUACUCUGAGAGCACGUCGAGGCAAGGUGCGAUAUUGGAACCUCCCGUGACCAAGGCGACUCUGAGCGAGUUGGAUGUUACCAAGAUUGUCCACAACCCAAAGCUGCGACAUGAUAUCAAUUUCGACCCGGAUUUACACUUUAGACCGAACCUCGACGGUGAGAAGGGGCGGAGGAAGACACAAAAAGCGAAUCACUUUUGGGAGACGUUGCGAGAACAACUUUUGCAGUAUCUCCAAAACCGUGAUCAGUUCGAGGCCCAACUGGGGAAUACAGAAUGGGCCCUGCCUACAACCUUGAAAGCCAUUCGAGGCAUCCUUGAAACUCUAGUUCCUCAGCGAGAUCGCGCAUCUGUGGAGGAGACAUUUAAUGUGGAUUUAUUGAUGCAGCAGUUCCGAAUGGGAGUUGCAGAUCUUCUCAAGCUAGCCACAUGGCUGUGCCAGCUUCUGAAGUGCCACUGUGCUCCGAUGAGGGAUGACUGGGUGGAUGAGAUGGUGACGCAGUUGAGUAACGGGCAGCGAAAUGGUGAUGUAGAUUUGUUGGGCGCCGGUAUGCGAAACCUGCUGGGCGUUCUUGAAGCCAUGAAACUUGAUGUGGCUAACCACCAAAUUCGAUGUCUACGGCCGCUUCUUAUCGAAGAUACAGUCCACUUUGAACAGAAGUUUUUCAUGAAGAAGAUUGCGAUGCGAAAAGUUGCGGUUGCUGGAGCUCAUGCGUGGUAUACGGCAGCGAGGAGCUUGCCCGAUACUGUCCCCUUGGACACAUCACUGCACUUGCAAGGCAGUAUGGUGACUUUCAUGAAAGCUCUGGUCAACCUGACACUACCAUCACGAGCAGAGGCCAUUCCACAUACCUUUCUCUUCGAUGAAGAGCGCUUGAUCAAGCUCCGUUCAGAUGUGCUAGACUUGACAAACUUCGAGAUAUUAAUGCAUCUCUUCCGGAGUCUCGAGGCCCAAAACAAACGCGAGACCAGACAUGCCACCCUCGACGACACGCCAACGAUGUCCUUUACAUCAUCGCCUUUCUAUCGACCUGCGUCUCCAGCGGACGACACCAUGCUUUCCUCCCCAACGAUUCCCUUGCCCCAUCACUUCACGUCUCGACCUAAACAUGUCGCACAAGAGUGUGGCCACUUCAUCCGCACGGUAACUGGUAAACAAGUUUGGGUACCCAGCGUCGACAAUGACGUCGCUAGUUCAUCAACAGGUUCCAGCCCACAAUCCUCACCAUCUUCUACUGCAUCAACCCCAGAGACAAACCCCCCAACACCAUUAUACCUCUCUCACCCCGUUCCCGAGUCAGCUACUCAGGCGCGAGUUUCCUUCCAGGCCAUCCUAUCCUCUCUCGGCACAGCCGACAAAUGGAACACCCUCUCCCCAUCACUCGCUCUCGAGACUCUCCGCUUAACAAACACUCCACUUAACCGACUUCCACAUUUCGAAUCACAUCUCGCAUUCCACAUCUCAAACCCUGCCUCACGACUAUAUCAAGAAGCCGAAUUACAUGUUCUCUCGCAGCUGUUCCCCGUUCUGCAAAGGCUCGUAGCUACGUUCCAUCCUUUAACAAGCCUGCAGAUUUUCGAAGCUGCUACUAGCCCGAAGUCAGGACCUGGUCGGGCUAGGCCCCAAAGCAAUGUCGCAAAGGACGAGAUCACGGAUGUUGCCACUAGGGUUGCACAUAUUGGGGUCUUGCACUGGAGAGUUUGGGCCCCAUUGGCUUACCUUGUCGAUCCAGAUGAGGAGGGCGCGGGCGAUGCUUUGAUUUGA